This is a messenger RNA of Alternaria ethzedia, 891 nucleotides long. RefSeq lists its product as uncharacterized. The record is from RefSeq and is a predicted model, not a curated record. Bases 1 to 891 code for a protein of 296 amino acids. The transcript has a single exon. Lineage: Eukaryota; Fungi; Ascomycota; Dothideomycetes; Pleosporales; Pleosporaceae.
AUGUCUUCUUCACUGUUACGUUCCGCCAGCCCCAACGUUCGCAUAAACGACGAGAUCUGGGACAUGAUCUUUCCCGACGCAAAGACCACAAAGAACCAGAAGGCCGCCGGAGACACCGCUCAGUCCCCCGACCCGAUCACUGCUAAAGACAUCGACAUCAGAGACUGGCCCUUCACAGACCGCAAGAAACUCGAGUCCGAGGAUAACCGUAUCAAAGUCUUCAUCGAUGCUGAGCUCAUUACAACAAUCUCGAAACCACUAUUCCGCGCGACUUCAACAACAGCCAGCGAAAUGCUUGUAGAUGAUACGGUCAUGCUACCCGCAGCUAUUGACAAGGAUGCGGUAUUUCAACUCGUCAAUUACUUCGAGGACGUCAUCUCAAACUCCAGCGAACCCCUGCCUCUCCCACUUAGCCUACCAUUAACCGCAACCCUGAGUAUGUGCGCCGCUGCGGCGGCGCUCGGGAUGGACAAGUAUGUCGACAACCUAUACAAAGAGUGCGAAGACCUCUUAAAAACAUGCCAACCCUCGUGGGCGACUAUCGAAGCCAUCACUUCAUAUGCGACAACGACACCGCGUUUCUCCCGCCUCUUCCGCAUCAUGAUAGCCGGCCUCGCUACACGCGUUUGGAACGAAACGGCCUCCAACGUUGAAGUCUUCCAGAUCCAGUUAAAUCCUGUCCUUGAAAAUUCGGUCAAGAGGGCGAAUGAGAAAUACGGGACCCUUUCUCAAAGAAGGAAGAUGUAUGAGAGACAUGAGCGCUUUUCAGCCAGAAUGGUGGCAGCUGGGUAUGGAGAGUGGGAUUGGGGGCGGAAGGUGGUUGGGAAGACAGAUGAGGCGGGGGUUGAGUGGGAUGAGUAUCAUGGGCCUGCUAGGAGAUCACAUGUAUGA